Musa acuminata subsp. malaccensis (wild Malaysian banana) is the source of this 1964-nucleotide messenger RNA. RefSeq names its product polypyrimidine tract-binding protein homolog 1. The record is from RefSeq and is a predicted model, not a curated record. Gene Ontology annotation, molecular function: mRNA binding. Gene Ontology annotation, biological process: regulation of RNA splicing. Gene Ontology annotation, cellular component: nucleus. NCBI's taxonomy places the organism in Eukaryota, Viridiplantae, Streptophyta, Magnoliopsida, Zingiberales, Musaceae.
UCCAAAGCCAUCGACGGUUCAAUUCCGAAAGGAGAUAUCAAAUUCGCUCAAUCCUUCUUCCCCAAUCGUCGUCCUAACCCUGCAAUUCGUCCGAUUUCGGCUGGAUCUCAGUCGUAUUGGCUAAAAUUUCAUCGCCGCAGAGGGGGAUCGGAGAAGUGUUCGCCCGAACCCUAGCCCGGAGAUGUCUUCUUCCUCGGGGCAGCCGCAGUUCCGGUACACGCAGACGCCGUCGAAGGUGCUCCACCUCCGGAACCUACCGUGGGAGUGCACGGAGGAGGAGCUAAUCGAGCUCGGCAAGCCGUUUGGUAAAAUCGUCAACACCAAAUGCAACGUCGGGGCCAAUCGCAACCAGGCUUUUGUUGAGUUCGCGGACCUUAAUCAGGCCAUCUCAAUGAUUUCAUAUUAUGCCUCCUCAUCUGAACCUGCACAAGUUCGUGGUAAGACUGUUUAUAUCCAAUAUUCAAACAGGCAAGAAAUUGUGAACAAUAAGGUCUCUGGAGAGGUUGCUGGGAAUGUUCUGCUUGUUACAAUUGAGGGUGUCGAAGCUGGUGAUGUUAGCAUAGAUGUUAUUCACUUGGUCUUCUCUGCCUUUGGGUUUGUUCACAAGAUUGCUACUUUUGAAAAGGCUGCUGGCUUUCAGGCUUUGAUCCAAUACACAGAUGCACCAACUGCUUCAGAAGCUAGAAAUGCGUUGGAUGGAAGAAGUAUCCCCAGGUACUUGCUUCCUGAGCAUGUUACAUCUUGCUACCUACGAAUUUCUUUUUCUGCACAUACAGAUUUAAAUAUCAAGUUCCAGUCUCAUCGCAGCAGAGAUUACACUAAUCCUUACCUACCUGUAAAUCCAUCUGCAAUUGAGGGGAAUUUGCAGCCUGCGCUUGGUCCUGAUGGGAAAAUAAAGGAACCUGAGAGUAACGUGCUUCUUGCAGCAAUAGAAAACAUGCAGUAUGCUGUCACAGUUGAUGUUCUUUACACAGUAUUCUCAGCAUUUGGUAGUGUCCAGAAGAUUGCAAUAUUUGAGAAGAAUGGUGGAACUCAGGCUUUGAUCCAGUAUCCAGAUGUGACUACUGCAGCUGUUGCUAAAGAGGCUCUGGAGGGACACUGCAUUUAUGAUGGUGGCUAUUGUAAGCUUCAUCUGUCAUACUCUCGUCAUACUGAUCUCAAUGUAAAGGCUUAUAGCGACAAGAGCAGGGAUUACACCAUUUCUAGCACCGGGAUACUUUCCAAUCCACAAGCUUCCUCUGUGCCAAGUGCUUCCACUGUUUGGCAAACUAAUCCUCAAGUAGCUGGAACUUCUGUCGGCAGCAUUGGCAUGCAAGCACCAGUUCCAGUCGGACAGACAGCAGCUUGGCAUCCAAGUAAAACAACCUUUGCGUCACCGGCUGGAACAUUCCCAGGCCAGCCAUUUGUUCCAUCUGCAGGUGCCCCGUUCCCGACUUCCAGCGGUCCUCCUAGUGCACCAGCUGGUUAUUUUCAAGCUUCGCAGCAGAGGCCUCAGUAUGGUGUUCAGCCAAGACCUGCUAGUGGCGCACCGCCCUUUGGACAACCUCCUGGGUAUUUCUAGUCAACUAUAUUUUCUCUUGCGCUACCUUUAUUUAAUCAAUAGUUGCACCGGAUAAAAUUAUACGCUGAGGUAACGCCAGCCCAUUCAUUACCUGGGGCUUCUUCAACCUGUAAUUACACCUAAACUUGUGUGUACCACAAUUGUUUCGCUCUUUGAAGUGGUUCAACAGGUAGCGAGGACUUCUUUGAAGUUCUUGGUGCAGCAUUGUGGCAACAGCCUGAAAGCUGGGGCUGCUAAACCCCCAUCCCAUUUGUGUGGUUAAGUUGGGAUGGUUGCGGAAUUUUAGUUAAAAUUAGGGUGGUUAGUUUUGAUUAUAGCUUAUUGAGGUGCCAAAUGCGAUUGAUUCACAUAUAUGUUGAAGGAUCAAAUUAUUUGAUUAAUGCUAGUUAUCAACCCCUUACUA